Messenger RNA from Myotis lucifugus (little brown bat), 1662 nucleotides. It is a transcript of the gene CUNH1orf226, whose product is annotated as chromosome unknown C1orf226 homolog. Bases 124 to 1122 code for a protein of 332 amino acids. The transcript is spliced from 2 exons. Lineage: Eukaryota; Metazoa; Chordata; Mammalia; Chiroptera; Vespertilionidae. The record is from RefSeq and is a predicted model, not a curated record.
CCCGUGCCGUCCAGGCCCGAGGCGCAGCUCACACGUACUCUCAGCAACGAAAAAGCGCCCUUUCUGUGGCCUCAUCCUGUUUCCUCACUCCCAGGGGCUCGUGGCCCCGGCGAGGGGACAGCCAUGAGUCUGGGAGGCAGCUUAAAGGGGUGGGUUAGCCUUUUCCCGCUCCAGCCGUCACCGCUCACCUGGGCGGGGAGACCAGACUUUCCAGUCCCAUGUCCCUUCCAGGACCCGGACGGGGAGGUCCAGGGUCUUGCUGGCUGUCUUGGAUGUCCCUACCUCCUUACACAGCCCUGGGUGUGGUGCGGGGCGGGACAGCCGACGGCGGGGGGCACGCCUCCGCUCACUCGCCGCCUCUGUCUGUUCCUAGUGGGGCCACAGCAUGUUGAGAAUCUGAACACGUCCCUCCCCACCGAAAGCCGCAGGCCGGCCACUCUGGGCCCCAGGCAUCCCGGUCGGGGCCCCCUGGGGCCCGUGGAGCCGGGCGGGCCGGGCCUCUGGGUGGGCAGCAGCCAGCACCUCCGGAACCUGGGCAAAGCCAUGGGCGCCAAGGUGAACGACUUCCUGCGGAGGAGGGAGCCCUGGGGCCUGGGCAGCGUGGGCGCCAUGGAGGUCAACAGGACGGCCGAGGCCCAGCUGGCCGGCGCGCCCGGCGGGGAGGACGACGGGCCUGCCCUGCCAGAAGCCGUCCCUCUGCUGGACCCGCCGCCACCCACAACCCGGAAGCGAACGCCCCGGGCACUGAAGACCACACAGGACAUGCUGAUCUCGGCCCAGCCCGUGCUGAGCAGCCUGGAGUGCUCCCCGCCCCCUGCCCAGCCCGGCCCAGCAGGGGCUCCACCGCCAGAGGCCACUGUGGACGUGGCCCUGCCCAACGGCGAGGCGUCCCUGUCGGUGCCUGACUUGAUCCACCCGGACGGCUCGGGCGAGCCCAGGCUAAAGGGUGCCCAGUGCAGGAGGGUCUCCCCGCCCGACCCCACCGAGAGCAGCGGACUCCAGCCCAGCCUCAGCCCUGGCCACCCGGCUGAGCUGCCACAGGACAGCAGUCCCUGCCCCGGGGCGCGGACCUGCAGCCUGGACAGUGAGGGGCCGCACCCUGACCUGCUGUCCUUUGAGUAGAGCCCCUGCACUCUCCUCCACCCUCACCCCCAGCUCCACGCACCCCCACCCUCAGCCCCCACAGCCCCAGCAGAGCCCCACAUCCUAGGAAAAGGGCGGAGAUGGGCUGGCCCUGACCUCAUUCCUGUGGGCGCCCUGCUGCUGGCUGAGCCAGUGGACACAGCCGCUGGCCCCGGGGGCAGGACUGGGGGCGUUCUCCCUGUCUAUGCCACACACACCUAGACCCCCACGCUCCACUCUCCUGCCUCGGGGUUGGGGCUGGUCAGGAGUCAGGCUGGGUCAGGAAUGAUGGGCUUGGCUUGAUGAUGGGCCGAGACCCGGAGAGCCGGCCUCUGACCGCAGCUCUGCCAGGUCGCCCCUGUCCCAAGUCAGUGCAGGCCCCUGCUGUCCCGUCUCGGGGGAGGAAGGUUGCAGAGCUGUCCUGGGAAUUUUCUAGAGAUUUUAUAUUUAUACUAGAGGCCCGGUGCACAAAUUCGUGCACGGUGGGGUCCCUCUGCCUGGCCAGCAAUCGGGCUGAUCGGGCCGUCUCGCCCAGUCCAG